AUGGCACUACUACCGGAAUGUCUUAGCUCACCGGCGCCAGGGGCUACCCUGAGCCGCCAUUUCGACGACGACGACGACGACGACCACAACCACGGACUGCAACUUCCUCCCAGCCCAAACCUCGUCCGCUCACUACACCUACACAGUACUCCGUUCUCGCGGGAUUCAAUCCGCGGGUUGCCCAGUGUAACGACGACAUCGCCGCUUGCAGCAAACUUCACCUCAUCGACGGAACGACACUCUGCUAUCUUCCUUGAACCCACCAUCAUCCAACUUCAACCACCUCAGAAUAGCGAGAACAUGUCACCAUCAAGUAACAUCAUCUCGUCGAUAACACCGUACCGUCAUCCGGAGAUUCGCCGCCAUCGCCGGAUCUCCAUUUUUGUUCGUCUCCCAUGGCCGGAAUAG
Messenger RNA from Colletotrichum costaricense, 408 nucleotides. RefSeq lists its product as uncharacterized. The record is from RefSeq and is a predicted model, not a curated record. The transcript has a single exon. NCBI's taxonomy places the organism in Eukaryota, Fungi, Ascomycota, Sordariomycetes, Glomerellales, Glomerellaceae. Bases 1 to 408 code for a protein of 135 amino acids.